Molecule: messenger RNA, 7950 nt
Organism: Dermacentor andersoni
Lineage: Eukaryota; Metazoa; Arthropoda; Arachnida; Ixodida; Ixodidae
Biological process (GO): negative regulation of translation
Cellular component (GO): cytoplasm; nucleus
Molecular function (GO): mRNA binding
Source: RefSeq, a predicted model, not a curated record
UUAUUCCAUCUGUGCCUGUGAGGUCAGCAGCAUCCGGGACCUCGUCUGCCUCGACAUUUCUAUUUUUGCGUCAGUUGGGAAUUUUGUGUGCUUUACUUUGUUGUGUCUUUUAGUGAUGGUUCGUGUGUAGUCCCUGUAACCUGCACGAGGUUUCUGUACAGUGUAUAUAGCCGACCUAAAGCCCUCCCUGUAAAUACAAACAGCAUUCACGCGUCAGACAUUUAUUUCAACACGGAGCGAAGACCGUUGCCUGCGGACAGAGCUACGACUGCAAGCUUCUUUACGGCGCUGCGAGGACAUGGCCAUGGUUCAGCGUGACGGCAGCGGCGAAGAAGCUUUGAACAACGGUGACGGCAAGGAAGAGGUGGCAGAGGAGGAGGAAAAUUGCGUGGAAGCUGUGGUGGAAUGUGCUGCGACAACUGCGGCAUCUGGAGUGACGGAGGAAGGCGACAGCAACAGCAGUAGCACUUCUGGGGAUAGCAAGACCGGAACGGCCGAGGAAGUCUCUGCAGAACCAGACGAAAAUGGUGCUGUCAAGGAGGCAGGCCCACCACGGCACCAGUACUCCAAGGCAGAGCUGCUCAAGUUACGAAAUGGUGACCACAAGCGUCCUGCCUGCUUGGAUCCAGCCUAUAACAACCUGUCCGGCAUGUGGGACCCCGAGCGGUGGUUUUCAGGCAAGCGGCGAGGCGGGUCUGUGUCCCCCGCCGAGGAGACUGCCGCGCCCUCAGCGGGCAGCACUGCUCCCCCCUCUUCGUCGUCAUCGGCGGGAGGAGGGCAGCAGCGCAGCAAGCGGGAGCGGCUGGACUCUGAAGGAGGGGGGGGAGAGCCCACUGGCAGCCUUGGGGGUCCCAAGCGCCGCAGCAGCACAGACCCCAAGGAGCGGCUGGCACGGGAGGAGCGCGAUGACCUGGUGCUGAGCCCCCAGCGGCGCAGCUUCGGCACGGGCUGCCACGUCAGCCAGCCGCCCCGGCCGUCCUCGGAGGCCGGCUCCAAGGAUGACUCGCAGGGGCUGCUUCAUAGGGAGCCCCCCAGCCGGCGCAUAGGUAGCGGUCGAAUCCUACGAGACCAGCGGGACUGGGAUCGUGAGAACAGAGACCGUGAGUAUGGCUACGGAGGGCGACGAUUCGAUGACUCUGGCCACUCGAGCGGCGGCGGGGGAGGACAUUCCAACCGCUAUGGCGACCGGCGGAGAGGCCGUGACGAACGCAUUGAGGAAGAGGAAGAGCCCGAGUGGUUUGUGGGUGGCCCGACCAGCCAGCACGACACCAUCGAGCUGGUGGGCUUCGAGGAGGACCCCGAGGCUGGGAGCCGGCCCACCCGGGGUCCUUCGUCUUCGUCUGCCCGGCGGAUGCGCCGCAACCGUGAGCUUGCCAACCGCAAGCAGCAGAAUGGCCCUGAGCGCCGCUCUCCCGAUCAGGAGAGCAGCAGCAAACAGGAGCAGCAGCAGCCGAUGGCAGUUACGGCAUCGUCAUCAUCGCAGACUUCCACUUCUGGGACGACCACCACCACCAUGAUUUCGCACUCUGUGCCUGCUGUUGCAGUCUCUGCAGCGCCUACGCUCAAGAGAAGCGACAGCAGAGAUUCAUCGAGCAUGAGUGCAAGUUGCACCACCAAUGUCAGCAAGUCGUCGAGUGACGGGCCUGGAGAGACCUCGACGCCACUGACGACAAGCCCCACUUUGACAGACAGGGUCAGCGCUGCCCCACCAGCCCUGCCCACUCACGAUGGUUUCGAUUUCAAUGACAUCUUCAAGCCUGACUGGUGUCCUCGGUUUCUUUCGGAGGAUGCCCUGGGUGACGGAGAUGUCGGCCUGAGUGGGGGCAGCCGCUUCUCGCAGUGGUUCCGACGCGAGAGCCCACCCCUGGACCAGCCAUUGGUGCCUCCCCUCGACAGUGGUCUGCUGGCCGCCCUCAGCGGGAAGGCCGACGAUGAAGGCAUGGACCACCACCACCACCACCGCCAUCAUCGCCAGUCGUUUCAGCGGCAGGAGAAUGACUUGGCCUCUCGCAUCCUCGCCUCAGCUGGUGUAACCAGCAGUGAUGGCAUGCUGUCCACACCGGACUCGUACUUCACGCCCAUAAGCCCUGCUUUGCCACCAGACCGCAUGUCUCCGUCACCACCUGUCCGUGAUGGCACUUCCAAGAACAUCCUGGACAUCCUCAUGGAUGCCAACAUCAAUGUAGAGGCCCACAUGCUCAACGGUGACGCUGCCAAGACCGCUCGGCUGCGAGAGCACGCCCUGUCUGGCAAGGCCAAAAGUGUGGAAGAACUGGAGGCUGACCUGAAGCAGGUGGUCCUUGGUGGCCACAACAGGUCUGUUCAGCAACAGCAUCACCACCACCACCAUCACCACCACCACGAGCAACUGCAGCAUCAGUCUCAGCAACAACAGUCUCGGCAGCAGCAGCAGCUUCACCAUCCCCUGGGGAUAGUGCCAACUCUCAACCUGCCUCAGCAGCAGGAUCAGCAGCACCUGCAGGGACUGCUGAGCAAGCUUGGGGCACACCCGGGUGCCUCCGGAGGUGCACUGAUGGUACCCCCGUCUCUGCCCGAGAGGGCCCUCCAGGAGGAAGACCUACUACGGGCCGCUGGCCAGGCACCACUGCCGCAACCAAUGCAGCAGCAUCAUGGCGUGGUGCGCGGCAGUGGUGUGGAUGGCGUGCAGCAGCCACCCCCGGGUCUGCUGUCGCAGCUGUUGCGUCCGCCCGCUGCUGCCGCCAAGGGCCCCACCAUCACCCCUCAGCAGCAGCAAGGGGGCCAGGAUGUGCUUGUGAAGAUCUUGGCUGGCAUGGGGCCAGUGUCGCCGGGUCUCCAGCCACCCCCAAUGGCAUCCCACCAGCCCAUGAGCCCCACGGCCCAGUUGCUUGCUGCUCGGCAUGACCCCAUGGCUGCCGCAGCUGCAGCAGCCAUGCUUCGGCAGCAACAGCAGCAGGAGAUGCUGAACAGCCUGCUGAAGCCACCACCACCUGUGGUGACCACCCAGCGGCCGUCGCCCACCCAGCAGUUGGGGCUGCUGGCCCCCUGCCCGUCGCCCCUGCCAGGUGGCCCACAGGACCCACGUCGAGUUCCCUCUCCACUUGUGUUUGGCCAGCACCCGUCGCCCAUUCCUCCUGUGGCAGGACCCACGCCUGGUGCCCCAGUGCAGUCUUCAAACACUCUGCAGGUUCACAGCGGGGGCCUACGGCCGCGUGUGCCGUCCCCGCAAGAGCUGGCGGUGCACACGCAAUCCAUCCUGCAGACGGCACUUCUCAAGAAGAUCCUCGAGGACCAGAAGCAGAAGGAGAACCUGCGCAAGCAGCAGGAGGCUCAGAGGACGCGUUCGCCGACCACGACACAAGGCUUGACUACAAACAGGGGAUCAUCGCCAUCCAAGGGCUUAAGUCCCACCAUGGCUGCAUUCACUCCAACAUCGGUGAUGCGCAAAAUGCACAUGGAGCGCCAAGAGCCAAAAGCCUCUGACAAAGGUGGCCCCAAGGCCAAUGGGGAAACCACAUCCAGUGAUGGCACGUCUCGGCAGCAGCAGCAGCAGCAGCAGCAUCGAAUGAACAAUGGCACAGUGCCUCGGGCCCCCACCAUUGGCAGGGCCAUCAUAAAGGGCAACCAAGCUGCCCAGCCACAGAGUUCGUCUGAUGCUAAAAACCCCAAGCCUAUUCAGCAGCACCCAUCUCAGCAGCAGGCUGCGGGCAGCCUCAUGCGAAGCAGUGGAGAGGUGGACAUGAUGGCCAAGCUAUUCGAGCAGCAGCAGCAGCGCCUUCUCCAGCAGCAAAGGGGGCCUCCUCCACCAGGUGUGCUUGGCCUAGUGAGGCAGCAGCAGCAGGGCCACCCCGCCAUCAAGCUGCCGGGCAUGAUGAGGACUGCGGCGGCCGGCGCCCCGGCGGCUCCCCAGUCUGCUGCCAUGGCUGCGUCCCGAGCCCACCACGCAGCUGGUGGACUGAAAGGUGUGGCUGGUGGCAGCAGUGGCCGUGGGCCAUCCGUUGAGAUGCUGCAGCAGGCCCUGGCCCAGGGUCUCCACCCACUGGCAUUCCAGCAGUUCCUGCUCGGGGGUGCCGCUGCCCCUCCCGCUGUGGGGCCUUCCCCCUUCGCACCCGCUUUGCACCAGUCCCCAGCGCACCCCUUUGUGACCAAUGCCACAGGGCCCCGUGAUGCCAAGGGUGCCAGCAUGGUGCCCGGUGGACUCCCCGGUCGUGUGCCCGCUGUGCCAGCAGCAGCGGCUGCGGCGGCAGCAGCUGCCGCAGCCGGGAUGCCGCCUGCCAAUCUGGCCAAGUGGUUUGGCAGCGACGUGCUGUACCAGCCCACCUUGCCCCCCGUUCCCCACCAGAAGGCCCUGCUUGUCGAGGAGGUGGAGCGACAGCAGCAGCAAGCUACGGCCGUCAAGAACUGAGCAACGAGUGCAUCGCCACCUUUUGCCUGCCAGUUUCUCUCGCCCGGAACCUUUCUGUGCCGGCCUGUCCAACAGCAGCAGCCUGCUCGCAACGUCCUGUGCACUCGUCGUGGCAGACGACACACUUUUCUGCCCAUCGUUCACCCUCUUGGUGGGGGAUGCCUGAAGAUGUUGGGUGCCUCUCUGGCAGGCCUGUCGGGCCCCUUUUGCCAAAGCACCUUCCUCCCUCGCCCCAGUGCACUGUGCGUGACCCGGUGCCACUUAGUAGGCAGAUGCUGCGGAACAUAGGAGGAAGCAGUUUUUCUCCAGUCGUGGUUCUUUUUUCUUUUUCUUUUCCUUUCUGUUCUUGGGGCAACUUGUGUAUGUGUGUUCGACAUGGUUGGGCAAAAGGUGGUUUGAGUGAAGCAGCAGUGUUUCAAGUGUACUAUUUGUGUACCCUUACUGCACUCCAUUCAGGUGCUGUUGAUGACGAUGGUCAGGAAAUGGAAGUACGACUAACAUAAACGCGCCCUGCGUGGUGUGCGAGGAGCUUAUCAUUGCUGUCGUGCGUGGGACACUUUCUCCCAGCUCGUUCUUUAGUUUACGUUGGCUUACAUUGUUCAGCUUGUUUGUGUGCUGCAAACGGCUAGUGUUGCAAAAAAGAAAAGAGAAAAAAACACGGCAUUCAAAGGAACACAUGAAAAAGUGCAUACAGUCUGUAUUACUUCACAACUUUUUGUGGUCUGCAUUUUUUUUUUCUUCUGUGUAGGGAGUGUUUGUGUGCCUCCUGCUUCAUUGGAGAGAGCACCGUAAUUUAAUUCAUUUCUUCUUCUGGGUAUGGAUUCCUUGAAAUUUUUUAAUUUGAGCUUUUUCCUCUGCAGCCAAAGUACAAAGUGAGAAAAAAAAAAAAUCAAAGUGGCUGCAUUUCUUUUUUUCCUUGUCUGUACUCUUCUGUGCACUGUCCCUCGUAUUCGUCUCGUGGGUUCCUCCUCCCGGUGUGUUUGCACGUGCAAGUCUCGUUAUUUCGGGAUCAGCGGUGUGUUGCGACUGCUGCGAAAAAGUCUUUGAGGAAGAGGGAACCUUUGCUCUGGCUGCACGGAUCUGCGCAGUCUGGUGUGUGUGUGUGUGUGCAAACGUGUUCGUGUCUCGUACAGUUUUCGUGUAGGCUCGUAGUCGUGUCCUGUGCCAUUCUGUUGGUGUGUUCUAGUUUCGUGCAUUAGUAGGGAUACUAUAGGAAACAUUGCACCUUGUCUUCUUGUUUGUCCUUUACAUUGUGCGCAUUCAAAGUGCGGUGUCUCGUUCGAAGUGUUUUUCUUUUCCUUGUGCCGGCAAAUUCUGUUCAGCUUUUUUCUACAUGUGAAGUUGUUGAUGUGAUCUGCAUCAUGUUUAUGUAUGCAUUAACAUUUGUUACCGCUUGCUGUGCCCGUAUUUUGUUCGUUAUGUACACGUAUUGGCAGGUUGAUUCUAGUUUGCACACUAGCUCCACGAUGGCUCGUGCUAGUUCCAUACAUUGUGAGAAAUGUCCCAUUUUUCAUCUUCCCAGCUCAUUUGUGCAUCUUUAACUAACUUUUUUUUAUUUGACUAUCUAGGCUACUGCUAUAUCGAGUGGCUACUUGAGAACCUCAAGGGACGCAGGCACUUGUUCACUCAAUGUGGGCUGGAAAAGUCUCAUCGAACGAGGGGGCACAUACACCUCCAGGGUGGCAUUGCUCAAAAUUGAUUAGUGACAAUCUCGCCUGCAUUUUCUUCCCUUUCAAUGCAUGUUACUAGCUUAUGUUGUAGCAUAUUUCUCUGUACUUGAAGGUGCUUUAAGUCAUUUCUUUUCUUACUUUUUUUUUUUUUUUUGUCUUGCAACGGUCUAUACAUUACUCAGGCUGGCACUUUUUUUGGGGGGGGGGGUUGAGCCUGUUUUUGCUUGUCGUGUCGGCUCGUAACUCAUGCUGCAUCUGAAGUACUGCCGCGCCUUGCAUUCGAUCGAUGGCUGUCGCUGCCAAAGCUGCUGCAUUGUUUCCUUCUGUGUGUACUGUCGUUUCCUGCAAAAGGCCACCACUGCACCACCGUGCAUUUUGCCGUUGGCAAUUUAGCACUGGGUGCUGAAGUCAUUUACCGCUGUCGUGCAUGGGCUAUAGGCACUAGUACGGCGCUCCCCCCCCCCCCCCCCUUUUUUUUUCUCACUUGACGUUGCUUUGUUCCAUUGACGUCAAAACAUGCAGCUGGUUCUGCGAAUUCUUUUUUUCUUUUUCAAAUUGUUGUGUGUAAAUGUACGUUCCAUGUUUUCUGUGGUUUCCUUUCUUUUCAGGUCCUUUGUGUGAGAUCGUGACGUCCAUGUUUUGUUCUGAUGGGGAUAAAAAGAGCUUUGAAAAGUGAAAAAAAAAAUGAAAAAAACGAUAGACCUUUCUCAAAAUAAGUGAUAUAAGCUUGUUUCUGAGAAAAAAAGUAAAAAUGAGUCUGUGAUAGUCAUUUCAGCUCUUCAUUCCCUUUAUUCUAUUUUUUUGUUGUUGUGUGCCCUCCCCCCCCCCUCUCUGUAUUUCUUUUCCCCGUCUUGCGUGCCCUGCAAACUUCCUGUGCCUGGAUGUUGUUCUGGUCAUCACUUCACUCUGUCAACUGUUGUCCUUAUCUACUAGAGUGUGUGUGUGCGUGUCUGUGUGUGUAAACAAAUGCGGGUCUCCAGUAGUACAUACUUCUGUUCCAAGAUUUUUCUUCCCCUCAAAGCAGUGGUAACCAUUCUGGUGUCUUGCUUUUUUUUUUUUUUUUUUUUGCAGGUUUAAAUUUGGUGCUCAGUAGUUGUUGGUCGCAGUAGCAUAUAUGCCUGUCCAGUGUGCGUGCUAAAACUGUGCUGUAAAUAGCAGUGUCUCCUGGGUUUUCCAACUUUUCAAAAAAGUUUUUGUUUGUUCAGUCUGCCAUCAAAACAGGUCUGUUGUGCAUUAGGCAUCUCUGUACAUAACCUAGGCGAAUGAAACGCAUUGUGAAUGUCCCCCCUCUGCUGUGUCGCAAAUUGUCGGAGCUUUGUGUAGCACUGUUUCGCUGCCUAAAUGCACUCAAGGUAAAGGGGAGAAAAAAGUCGUUAUUUCUUUCGAUGGCCCGUAGUUGUAGCUGGCAAUGCUUUGUUUCCGUGUCUCCAGUGGGAGUAUUGUGGUGUAUUUUGCAUUAGUCGGUUGGAUUAAUGUUGGUACCGACGUGCGUCGACUGUGUGCGUUUUUUUCUGUAAAUAGUGAGACUGUUUCGUGUGAGCAUGUGUGUUUGUGUGAGUGAGCAACAGUGGGAAAAAUGUUGCGUUGUAACUCAAGAAGAGUUUUAAGAAUUAUAUAAGAGUGAAAUGGUUCUUUGAUCCUGCUAUAUUUUUUCUCUCCUUCCCUUGGAUAUAUAUUGUAGUCACAGCAUCCAUGUUCCAAAUUCUGUGGGAAAAUUUGUUAUAAAGGUACAGGCAUUGUAUAGCCAUUCUAUGGCUUGAAAUGUUAAAAACGUGGCAGCAGCGUCACCCAAGGCUGCAUUUGAAUGGACUGGUUGAAGCAUUUCGAUUUGAAGCAAUUUGGACCCUGCUGCGCUUUUUCCUUCCUCUCUGAAAUAAAUUGUGCCUUUUUAUUGAA